UUUUGUUGAAGAUUUUCUUUUUCCCUUUUGAAUUGGUGUUUUCAGGUAAAUUUGUGUUUUUAAUCUGUCAAAGGGAAGGGAAUAUUGACUGUAAAUUUUGAUCUUUUUCAUAUAUUUGGCCAUAUUAUCUGGUAUAUUUUCAACCUGCUCUUGCAUUUGUUGGUUUUAGCUUGCCUCAAAUUAAAGCCAAAAAACAAAUAUGGUGAAAAUCAGAGGCGGAGCUACGAUUUCAACUUUAUGGUUUAAGAUUUUAGGAUGAUGACUUCAAGCAACUAAUAAUUGAGUUUUAAAUUUAAUAUUUAUACAUAUUUUAAGUAUAUGUAUAAAUAUUAUCAAAAGAAAUUAUCAAAAGAAAAAUGAACUUUACUCACAGGAAGAGAGAACACUAAUUGUAGGCUGGCAUUCAUAGGUUAAGAAAAGGAUACAACUAAUGUUCGAUAAAAACUUACUACCGCACCGAAUGUUUACACAAAACUAAUGAAUGUAAGACAUACUCUACAGAAUACAGCAGUAGCCAGUAAAUCAAAGAAGUAAUUGCAUUGGCAAUCUGCACACAUCAAUACUGCAAUGGAGACAGCUACAAUUGAAGUAUUGCCUGAUUGCCUCAUUCGCAAAAUAGUUUCCUACCUUAGUUUUAAAGAAGCAGCCAAGAUGAGCAUUCUCUCCAAAACAUGGCUACAAGCCUGGUUGACUCAUCCCAACUUGGAAUUCACAGUUGAUUAUCACCACGACAUGAAAGUGGUGGAUAAAGUCAUGGAGAGAUAUAGGGACAGAAAAAUCCCUAUUGAAAAGUUUGAAUUAUCAUCAGAUUCUAGUUCUCGUGAAGAUAUUGAAAAGUGGCUCGGAAUCGCUCUUCAGAAUGGUGUUAAAGAUUGUAGAUUUCAUGGCUUAGCAUGCCCCUUGCCUAUUUUCAUAAUCUUGGCAGCAAAAUCUUUAAAAGAAUUGGUUUUGACACGUUGUAAUCUGAAGAGUGUUUCUUUAUCUAGAGUUUCGUCAUUGAUAGUUGUUAUGGGUUGGAUAAGAUCGAGCUGCGGAAUCUUCAAAAGAUCAGGAUUCUUUAUUCGGUGAGCAGUCUCAAGAAUAUUCAUUAAUUUGCAUCAGUAUGAAAGUGAGAACCUAUUAACUUCUUCUUGGCUUAUUUCCACUUACUGUUCUAAUUUCACUUUGAGGUUAUCCUGCAUAUUGUUUUGCGUUUAGACUUCUGAUUUUUGUUACCUGUGCAUCUUUUUCUUAUUUCAUAGGAGUAUAGAACUGCACUUUAUUUUUUCUUUUCUCACGUCGUGCUAAAUAGAGCUUAUGGACCAGAUUCCACAGCUUUUAGAGAUAAGCAGAAGCUGUGAUACUUCAAUCACAGCCAUUUAGUACAAGUUUGCUAAAAUAUAAGUGCCCGUUUGUUUCUGUAGCAGCUUGACGAAAGCAACAUAGAGUAUCGUUUGUCACUCCCCAGCAUAGAAAUUUUAUCCCUGGUACUCAACCUGCUGCAUAUACUAGUACUAAGAUGAUUAGAUGUAGUUAUAGCAUGGUAUAUUUCUCUUUUACCACCCAAUAUAAACCAAUGAAGUCUGUUUUACUUCUUCUGAGAUGCUAUUCAGAGUUUCAUCUUUCUCGAUCACUCAGGUCAGCUUUUUUGAUAAUUUUUCUCUCUUGUAAGCCCUUCCUUUCAUAUAUGUAAGAAUAGUGAUUCCUACAAGUUCGAAGCCUUGACUCGGAAAAAGGUCCACUACUCCAUCUCCAAAUGGACAAACACAGUAAGCAAUCGCAUCCUUUUUGUCUGUAAAUAAAUUUAAGCUUUUUUGGUCUCCUUAAUACUGAUUUGAUUGCUUCCAUAUAUUUUAAGAUGUUUUUCUUCCAUUUUUUGUCACAUUAGUGAUGGACAUGUCUUCCUUUUAGGGUUGUCUAAAUGAACUAGGGCAAAUUUGUUAUUUGAGGGUUUCUUGUCCUUAGAUAUCUGGUUUUGUUAUCCCUUUCAAUGUCCUUCCUAAUUUCAGUUUAAGACAGAUUUCCCCAUAUCAAAUUUUAUAAUUUGGCUUAGGGUAAUGAUUUCCUUUCUGAAUAAAUUUUCGGCCACUAACUGUUACAGGGAAAGUUUGAGUUUGACAAGGAUUUUGAGUAUUGUUGAGACUUGAGAUUGCUUUGAUAGACAAAAGAUCAUUUUAUUACCAUUAUAUCAUUAUUGAGAGUGCCUAAAUCUUACUAGGGUGAGCAGCAUUGACUUCACGUUUAUAGAAGGACAAAAAAUAUGUAAUGCACAUUAUUUUCACGACAUAUACAGAAGCUAUAAAAUCCAGUAGUACUCUGUUUUCCAGUAGUAAAAGUCCACUGGGAUUAAGGAUUGAGACUCAAUCUGACAUGAAUCUCAAGAAAGGUAUCAUAUGUCAACGAUUUUUGUCUGGACAUUGACAGGACGUUUAGUGGCUCCUGACAAUCACUCCAUUGCCAAUCUUGGCGAAUGGUAUACUUGCGACUGAGGGUGGUAUAUGACUCAAUACUCUAAGUAAUCUAUUCUCUUCUAUUAUUCAGUCCUAUAGGUGGUGAAAUAACUUCCAACCUCGGAUCAACAGCUAGGCUUGCUAUUCAGACUGGGGCAGUUGGUACUUGGUAUCAUUGUAUUCAAAUCAUGGCUCUUGAACAUGUAUGUAACUUGCUUCUAACUUAGUACUUAUUCUUUUUGUUUCAUGUUACCUAAUUUUGUUGUUCAUGUAAUUCCAUAUUUCAGAGGGUGUGGACUAAAUUGUUUUUGUCUAGGUAAUUAGGAAUAAGAAUGAAUUGGCAUGGACAUUUUAUACUCAAAUUUUCUCUGGAAAUUUUAUCAUGAGCUUGAUAUGAAUCUUCUUAUAAAAGUGUUCCUCAAUUCAGAACUUCCAUUACUUUUUCCAGAUGAUCGGUCAUGGACAAUGUUUUGCAAUGAGCAAAAUAUGAACUCUCCCUUCGAUGCUCGCAAUUUCUUGCUUGAUGGUCAUUAUAAAAGCAUAGUUUUUCUGUAACAACGUUGAGCGUGUUUCUUUCUUCUUCUUCUCUCUCUCUCUCUAUAUAUUUCUCUUUCCGCCUUCUGUUAGAAUCUAUUGAUUCAAUAAUCAAGAGAAAUGGUCUCAAGCUCAAAGCCAUUAUUCCUUAACCCCUGGAAUUGAAGGCAACAAUUCAAGGAGAAUUUUAGCAGUUCAUGGCUAAUUGCUUUGACUAUUGCAAGAUUUCUUUUCCAUUUGGUUUCUAUUUAUAUUCUUCUAUAUCAUCAAACUAACAUUUGUGACAAACAAGAAUGUGUUAUUUGUACUCAGUCCAACAAUAAAUCAUGUUCUUCUCCAUCUCUACUUAAUUUCUGGUUGUCAAACGUUUUUAAGUAGAAUGUCUACUGAAUCACGAAGAGACCAUGUGACAACUGUUUUUUUCUUAUUCUGUUUUGAUGAAAAGAAAAAAAUACAUUAAAUAGGAAGAAACACGUACAAAAAAAAAGAAGGUAAAAAUGUUAAGAAAAAAAGAAGUUGAAACUUUAUUUUCUAAAUAUCAAAUUUGAAAAGUUAAUAAAGACAUUUAUUUCGAACCGGAUGGAAUGGUUUCUUAAUUAUGAAAGGAGGAUAAAAAAUACCUAUGUGCAAACAAUUUUUGAUUCUACAUCCCAAAAUAUGUGUUGGGAUUCAAGUACUACCGUUAACACAUAAAAUUUUCAUUUCAGUUUUUUUUUUUUUUUUUUGGAAUAUGUUUAUAUAUUGAGAAGGGAGAUGCAUGGAAACUAAAAAACUAACGUAAUUUAUUAACUUCUCAAAUAGUCAUAAUAGUUAAACAAACUGAUAAAUUUCUAAAUUUAUUAAAGUUUUUAUUGACCGCAACUAAUUCCCUAGGUACUCUUUAAAUCCAAGUCCAAGGUUUUUUAGGAUUAUCAAAAAGCCUUUAAAUUAUAGCACCGAACUUGGCUUAAUUAAAUCAAAAGGUUUUAUGCGAGGUAGAAUUCUGCCUAAAAAAAGGGUUUCCUUUACUUUUCCUUGUAGUUGUAGGAGUGUGACUUUAUUAUAUAAAAGAAGCAAUCUAUAAACUCUGAGUGAAUUUGUAGCAACGAAGAUGGCGAGAGUAACAGCAGACAUAUUGCCUGAAUGCCUUAUUCAAAAAAUACUCUCUUAUUGUUCUUUUAAAAGAGCAGCCAAGAUGAGUAUUCUCUCCAAAACAUGGCUACAAGCUUGGUUGACUCUUCCCAACUUAAAAUUCAGAGCUCGUUAUUAUAAGGACGUGGAAAUAACGGACACAAUCCUCGAGAGAUACAGGGACAAUAAUAUCCCUAUUGACACGUUUGAAUUUUUAAAUUGUUUAGAAUCUUAUUCUCGUGAAGUUUUUUUCCCUCCGAUUGGUAAGUGGCUUGAUAUCGCUCUUCAGAAUGGUGUAAAAGAUAUAGUGUAUGAAGAUCCUAGGCGCUUGGUUAGAUCAUACCCUUUGCCUAUAUUCAAAAUCUUGGCAGCAAAAUCUUUAAGAGAAUUGGUUAUGGAGGGUUGUGAUCUGAUGUUGCGGGGUUCAUUAUCUGGUGGUGUCACGAACUGCAUUUCUUUGAGAAAACUCUCUCUAUCGUAUGUAAGGUUGGACAACAACAUGCUUCAGACUCUACUUAAUAGUUGUCCCUUGAUUGACACUUUCAUCCUUGAGUAUUGUCCAGGGUUGGAAAAGAUUGAGCUGUUGAAUCUUCAAAAGAUCAAAUCAGUUUCCAUUAAGACACGUGGAAACCAGCGUGUUAAAAUUCAAGCACCAACUCUUGAACGCUUGUUUUGUUGUGGUGCUUUGGAAGAGUCUCCUAUGUUGGAUGUUGUCGAAUAUCAGAAUCUGAAAUCUUUAGAGCUAUCAGGUAUGAAUAUAUCCGAUGGAUUUCUCCAGCACCUUUUUUCUAGAUCUCAAUCCCUUGAGAGUUUAAUAUUAGACAAUGUCUGUAAAGGGUUGGAAAGGUUUAAGAUUUGCGGGAGUCAAUCCCUAAGGAUCUUGCAGAUUAAGGAUCGCGAGGACAAAGUUGGAGAGAUUGAUGCUUCAAAUUUGGUAUCACUUGAGUAUAUGGGAGAUCAAAUUCCUAAGCUUAAAAUUGCAAAAGAGUCAAGCCAAUUGAAGCGCUCACAUAUCCGUCUUGAUUUCUGGUCCGGGAAUAAUUUAAAUGCUUCAUGGUUCCGUAAAUUGAGGAUAUUCCUAUUAAGCUCAAUCUCUUGGUCUCAAGUUUCCCUUUAUUUUCACAAGUGCAAUGAGAUCAACAUGAAAGAUUUGCGACUUCACCACAGAGUUGCUACCCCCCAAGUAAACGUUUUAAAUGUGUAUAUAAAGUCACGUAAAGGGCUUCCAACUUUUGUGGAUGCUUUGCUAUGGAGUUGUCAUCCUAGGAAACUCAUGCUAACCUCAACUGUUGAAAUGGUUACAUGUUUCACCGAUCGUUUAAUGUAUAUGAAGAAUAGCAAGCCCUUGUACAGCCAAUUAAAAGACGUAAAAGCCUAUAAAUUUGAUUGUAAAUAUGAGGCCCUUACGGAGAAGAAGAAAGUUUAUUUUUUAUUAGAUUGGUGAUGCAGUUAAUUUAUUAAAUAUGACUAAGUUGGUGUUCUGUUUUC
Nicotiana tabacum (common tobacco) is the source of this 5561-nucleotide messenger RNA. The record is from RefSeq and is a predicted model, not a curated record. NCBI's taxonomy places the organism in Eukaryota, Viridiplantae, Streptophyta, Magnoliopsida, Solanales, Solanaceae.